AUUUCUCAAUCCAUUUACAUUGGCAUCGAUCCACCAACGGUGGCAUGUGUGUACGUGCUGUUGAUGGAAUGUCGUGGUGGUAGUUUAGUUGUUACAUCAGUGACAUAGGUUGAAACUCUGGGCGUGGUUGGUUGUGUCGUUACAUAAAAUACAGAAUCAGCUCACUACCAAGUAAAGUAUAAACAAGUCAUCUUUUUGGAUGAAGUGGUGAGAACAUGGGCCGUAUAAGUAAAAAAGAGCUUGAUACAUGGAAAGCUGCAGGGCGUCUGUGCUUUGUGAGAGAAAACAGAGUGUACGAUGUCAGUGAAUUUGCAAGUCGACAUCCUGGUGGCGAGAAACCAUUGAAGAACAAUGCAGGUCGUGAUGUAACCACCCUGAUGGACAGAGAAAAUCCACAUAAACACAGCAGUAAUGCCUACAAACUCAUGGAACAGUAUUACAUUGGAGAGUUCGAGAGUGAAACCGAAUCCAAUGGGAAGCAUCAUGUCAAUGGCCAAAAUGGUCAUUUAAAUGGAGGAACGACACACAAGACCAAUGGUGUAGGAAAGUCAGUCGAGGACAUGGUAGAUUAUGACAAGCCAGUUUUAUGGCAAGUAAUAAACCUUGGAGAGAAGUAUUAUGAGUGGACCCACAUACCCGUAAGCCGUGACACCAUGCGUCUUUUUCGUUAUGACUUCAUUGAGUACUUUUCAACAUCAAACUGGUACGCAGUGCCACUCACGUGGAUCCCGUUCAUUAUGAUGAUAUGCUGGCUGGCAAUUCAACAAUGGCAGGAUGUCUGGAUGUUUGAUAGUGUCUUUGGUGGAGCCCUGAAGAUUUCGGUCUCUUAUGAGGCAUUCCCUCUGGUGUUCUUAGCUGGUAUCCUGCUUUGGACAUUUCUGGAGUACACCCUACAUCGUUUCCUGUUCCACAUGGAACCACCUAAAGAUUCCAAGAUCCUCAUUGGUCUUCAUUUUGUCCUUCAUGGGCAACAUCACAAGGUGCCUUUUGAUCCAGGUCGUCUUGUAUUUCCUCCAAUAGCAUCAGCAGUCUUUGUGAUCAUGUACUACUUUGUCCUGACUGCUAUCUUACCUGUACCCGUGGCAUACACCCUUAUGGGCGGUACGCUCCUUGGUUAUAUAUGCUAUGAUCUGACACAUUACUACCUUCACCAUGGCAGUCCAGGACCAGGUACCUACUUUCAAGAACUGAAAACAUACCACGUCAGACAUCACUAUGAGAUCCAAGACAAAGGAUUUGGGAUUUCCAGCAAGCUUUGGGACAUCGCGUUUGGUACCUUAAUACCCAGCAUCAAGACAAACUGAUGACCUGAUCUGACCUGUAAUCAAUGUCAACUGACCUUCUCACCAUUUUACAAUGAUUUCAUGAGUACAUUUUGCACACAUUAUUUGUUUCUUCUUUCAAGUUUGUGUGAAGAAGGAAGUUUCUCAAACAAUCUGUUUGUGCAAUUCGGGAUAAGUGAGAACGGACAUGAAGUCAUGAAAGGUAAAACAAAACUUACUCGAGAUUGAAGUUAUAGUUCUAAUCGUAUCCACAAAGUUCUUUUGUUUAAAGGCAGUGGACACUAUUGGUAAUUACUCUAAAUAAUUAUUAUCAUAAAACCUCACUUGGUACCGA
Messenger RNA from Asterias rubens (European starfish), 1617 nucleotides. Its product is annotated as fatty acid 2-hydroxylase-like. Gene Ontology annotation, molecular function: iron ion binding; fatty acid 2-hydroxylase activity. The coding region runs from base 216 to 1304 and encodes 362 amino acids. Gene Ontology annotation, cellular component: membrane; endoplasmic reticulum. Gene Ontology annotation, biological process: fatty acid metabolic process; lipid biosynthetic process. The record is from RefSeq and is a predicted model, not a curated record. NCBI's taxonomy places the organism in Eukaryota, Metazoa, Echinodermata, Asteroidea, Forcipulatida, Asteriidae. The transcript is spliced from 6 exons.